GUUUCUUUGAUGGUUCGGGAGUCGGACAAGUCGACUUCCAAAUCAAAGCAGUUUUGAGCACAUGCCUAGCACGUCAAGCAACUGGCAGACAUCUAAGCAUAGUACUUCGCCCAGUUGGACAGUGCAAUGCGAAGCUUGCCACAACUGACUCCAUGCGAAUACGAAGUUCAUGCCUUUGGCUACUGCUCGCAAUGUCUGUGCUGUACCCCAACAUGAACUCCAUUGGCUACCGACUCGUUAAGCCUCUGGCGUGGCCGCCAAAUCUCUAUUCCGACUUUGCGGCUAUCGACGGCGCAGUGAAAAGCCAAAUCCCCGCUUUUAGCCCGGCAACAGACGCCACUGACACCAGUGAAUGUGGAGAUGGAAGUGACGCUGGAGAUGGGGCUGGAGGAGCCACGCAAAAACAGCCCGACGAGAUCCCUCAGGGUUGUGAUGUCAAGAAAAUAUUCGAGCCCGGAGAUCCCAAGCAAAAGAGUUCGAGCAUAGCAGUGAAGGCAGCUCAGGAUGCGAAGGCUGCCAACGAGGCGCAACAGGCUGCCGGCCAAAUGGCUGCCCAGCACAUCAAGCAGCAGCUGGCCGAGAAGGCCUUCCAAUCAGCCAAGGCAGCCGAGGCGGCGCUCGCCGGCAAGCAAAUAGUUGUGCAGCAGCUGGAGCAGGAAAUGCAGGAGGCCCAUGCCGUUGUUGAAGAGGAGUCCGCCUCGCUGCAGAGCACUGAAGCCAAUAUGAAUGCCGCCCUGGAGGCAGCUCGAGUUGCCACACAUCAAUUUGAGGCACUCACAGCGCUGCACAAGACGGUCAAAGACAAUUUGGCCAAUAUACAGACAGUGGCGCUCGGCUCCCAGCAGGAGAUGACCAGCAAGGUGCAGCUGCUCGAGGCAGCCAAAAAUCGUUCGGCCUCGAUCGAAAAGCAACUCGAAGCCGCUCGCGAAGACUACGAAAGGACCAAGCAGGCGGCCUAUCGGGCAGCCUGUGCCGCCGUCGAGGCCAAGCAAAAGGCCUCAAACAGCUAUCGAAAGAGGCGAAAUCAAUGCCCACGCAAUACCCACUAGCCAUACACAGUCCCAAAUGCUUUUUUGUAUAUUUGUAUAUAUGUAUUUCAUAGCAAGAAAU
Drosophila hydei is the source of this 1110-nucleotide messenger RNA. RefSeq lists its product as uncharacterized. Bases 153 to 1049 code for a protein of 298 amino acids. The transcript is spliced from 2 exons. NCBI's taxonomy places the organism in Eukaryota, Metazoa, Arthropoda, Insecta, Diptera, Drosophilidae. The record is from RefSeq and is a predicted model, not a curated record.